UGUCGUCCUCCCGCCCGAUCCAUUCCCCGCUCGGCCGCCUCUCCCCGCUCUCUCUCUCUCUCUUUCUCUCGCUCGAAGAAACUCCGUCUCUCGCCGCGCCAACGCCAACUCUCUCUCCAAAAGCUCUCUCUCUCUCCUCAUCACCUCCAUCUCUCGCAGCGAUACUCUCGCCUCCUCUACGGGCAUCUCGAACGCAUCCCGACUCUCGGGUCCCACAUCCAACUCGUCAGCAAGCCAUCCGCCCUCAGGAUCCUCCUCCAUCAGUCGAUUUAUGAGUUCGUUCUUUGAGCCGGCCACACUCAAUCCACGAACUCUGAGUUUGUCCUUAAGCGUCGCCACUGUAAAAUCGGACGGAUUCUUUGCGGUACUCAUCCUAUCUCCUCGUUGACUCGCCGAAAUGUCAAAUCCGCAUCUAAGUCCACCACACUCAGCGUCAUUCGCUCACUCAGAGCCGAUGCAGCCGCACUCAGCACUACCGCACCUAACGUCUUAGUAUUAUCCCGGACGAGCCCCCAAAAAUUUGUAGGUUUAAACGCGGAUUUGGAUUUUAUUUUAAAUAAAUAAAAUAAAGGAUAUGAAUAUUCAACUUCAAUCAAAUGCAGUUUAAUUAUAUAAGUAUAGAUGCGCGUAUACAGUUUCCUUUAUUUCGCGUGAUUCGCCAGGAGAUUUUCGAGCGGCUUGUCUACGCAAGAACACGUCUUUUCUCUUUUGCUGGAAACGGUCUUCUGCCUUCCUUCUCUCCGAAAUCGUCAACAGUCUUUUAUUUUCGGUUAACAUACGCGGAUUAUUCGAGAAGGUCGCCGUAGCAGUUACCUGCUGAUUUUCGCUCGCAAUAACAAGGCUAUUGUCUCGACAACGAACAACACAACACGCUCAAAUAACAGGGGAUAUAAUAAAAUUUAGACAAAUAACCUGUCUCGACAACACGCAUGACGAGACAUAAACAUGUCGGUAGGAUACACUUAUUUUAUUUUAACGGUAAAACUUCUUAAUUCCUACAAUAUUCAACAACAAUAUAAUGACAAGAUGACCUGGCUCGUUGUAAAAUUUGAUGACGAAGAAACAGUAGAAGCUGUUCCGAAUACAUGGUAUAAAAAUUCACAAUGUUAUUGGCCACCUGAAGGCACUGUACAACAUGUCAUAAUAGAUCUAAUAAAGAAGAAACAUCUUCCUACGACAGAUUGGAUGCUUUAUAGAGCGAGUAGUUUGGGCACUUAUGACACUUAUAAAAAAGCGCAUCAAAAGGCAAACAAAGCCAAAAGUACAAACAAUCUUACUUCUAAUAAUGAAGAGUUGAAAGAAAAAAGAAAACGUAAUACGAAAACUAAAAAGCGCAAUAACAAAUCUGAAAGUGAAUCGUCCUCCUCUGAAAUAGAUAGAUCAUCAUCAGAUGAUGAUGCACUAUAUCCUGACGUUCCAAAUUUUAACGAACAAACUGACUCAAACAAUAGAAAGAAAAAUCAAAUAGAAAAUAACACUCAUAACUCUAAAGUUACUGUUGAUACUAUUUCUAAUUCUGGUACUAGUACUCCUAUUUCUAAUAUUGUUGAGUCAUAUCAUAAAAACCCGGCUUUGGAAUUAAAUUCUGAAUUUGGAAAACGGAUUUGUAGAGAAUUACACAUUCUCAGUUUGAAAAUGGAUGAUAUUUCCGAAGGUAUUAAUGUUCUACUAAAAAAUAAAGCAGAUCCAGUACAAAAUGUUGUAUGUAAUGAAAUUCCCGAAAUUAUGCAAUCAUUUCCUGUAAAUGAUAAUUCUUUGGCUGAAUUGGAGAACUGGUUAAUGACAUCUGAAAAUAAUAAAACAAUUUUGUCUCAAAAUUUAAGUCGCAUUGGAGGAUGUACCGUUAAAGAAAUCGUUCGAAGAAUUAUGUAUCGCAUUUUUACCAACGAAGUUGGUAUGUCCUACUCAUGGGAAGGGGCAAAGAAAAAGAAAGUUUUCAAAAAUUUAGCUGUGGCGUCUGUAAUUCUCUCUGCUGUACGUCUUAAUAAAAAUACUCAAGAGUGUACAGAUUCAGAAAUAAUAGGCUUUAUAAAAGCGUGGCUUGUAAGGAGUAAGGAUCGCUUUAAUAAUAAUAAAGACAAAAAUAUAGCUCUUCAAAUAGUUGAAGCAAUUGAAGAGUCAACUAAUCAGCAAUGAAACAGAAAUAUAUAAUAGCGUUUUCGAGCGAGACGCAUUUUGAUCGCUCC
Messenger RNA from Nylanderia fulva, 2186 nucleotides. RefSeq lists its product as uncharacterized. Lineage: Eukaryota; Metazoa; Arthropoda; Insecta; Hymenoptera; Formicidae. The record is from RefSeq and is a predicted model, not a curated record.